GUCAAGCGCGUAUAGGCGAAAAUGUAAACAAAUCACUGUUAGUUGAUUAACAUUUAUCUUUACCGAGUUCAUUAUUAAGUUUUGAAAAUCUCUGUCAUUUAAACCAUUCGACGGUUCUGUUCUGUGUUCAAUAUGGUAACACUUCGACGGAUCGCUAGUACAACCCAACAAACGAAUAAACAUGGUGUAACAUACGACUACCUCAUCAGCUAUCCGCCAAAGACGUGAUAGUCGCUCCCGUGUAAUCAACAACUACGGAUGUUAACUACAUGUUUCCCAAUGUUGCGCAAAACCUACAGGUCAGCUUCGUACUCAAAUUAUUUGCUACAUUUCGCGGCAGCCGAGGGUAAUGCGGAUUUCAUUCGAGAACUGAUUACAAAAGGCGCUAACAUUUACGAACCCGUAAAGGACGGAGAAACUGCACUACAUGUGGCGAUUUUUAAUGACCAGGAAACGGUGUGUGAUAUCCUACUAGGAGAAUAUGAGAAAGAUUUUUUAAGAGUAGAAGAGUAUUUCCGACAUAAUUGGUCUACGACUGGAGAGGAUAAGUUUUGGUUCAAAAAACAAAUUGCAUUGGCGUGUACUGAACAGGAAUGCAAACAAGCAGAAGAGUUUGAAAAUGUUACUAACGGUGAAUAUGACAAGUCUGAUGACGUCGAGGUAAUUUUUCUUAGUACAUCAAGUCAGUCCAAACGCAUUGCUGCUGUUCGUGUUACCGAAAGUAAUCGAAAAAACAUGAACAAUUAUCUUGAAAGAAUAAGACAUAACGGAUACCUUUCUUGGAACUACUGUGGUGCUGAAUUGAAGUGUGACACAUUGUUGCAGUUGGUAGCUUCUAAAGGAAAUGUCGAACUCAUGAGAAGAUUAAUAGUUUACGGAGCGGACCCGGCUUAUCCUGGUAGAAAUCAAAGAACACCCUUGAUGGAGGCUUGCAAGGCAAUGAAAAUAUGCAUUGUUAAAUUGUUGUUAGAAGAAUACUGUGAUAUGUUGGACCCGACUGUAGAAGACCAUUUAGGAUACUCCGCUUUGACUUACACUCUGGAACACGACAACGCUUCUGCGUUUGACUAUGUUCUUAAAAAAAUGAUUUCUUUCCGGAAGGAAAAAUUCCUGGAAACUGAUAGCGUAGCAUUCAACCAGAUUUUUCGCUUCAAACACAAUAGAUGGCCAGAAGUUUCUAUUUGGAGCUUCACAAGUGAAAAAUCUAGAGAUACUUUUUUGGAACAGUAUUUGAAACAGUAUUCAUACGACCUAAGUUUCCAAUCUGGCGAUCGCAUAAUGCUAAUGGAAGUGAUUAUACGCCACACAGCAAAAAGCUAUUAUCAGGAAGAAAUUCGUAAGAACCCAGAAUUGCUUGGGCUAACUGACCCGGAAGGGUGCAACGUGCUGCACUGUUUAUUAUGGUCGGACGAGCUAGACUUUGUCAAAGAAUUUUACCAAUCUCGUUUGGAUCAAUGCCGAACGCUGUUCGAGAACGAAGACGGUGCUGUUAUCUGUUUGGCUAGCGUCAUAUCACAUGAAAAUUGUCAAGUGUUGAUAUUUCUUCUGGAGCAGCAUUUAGAGUUUAUUCGAACAAUUGCCGAUACCAUGAUGGAUAAUUUCUACGAAGAGGAUAUGCUACCUUCAGCUAUGUUCGAGGAACCUAUCAACAUACUGCUAACAUACUUACCAGAAUUAGAAAAACGAGUCGAAGAGUUAAUGUAUAAGGUUAUGGAAGAGGAAAUUGAAGAAGAUAUAUUCUGUGAAGAUUGA
Malaya genurostris is the source of this 1752-nucleotide messenger RNA. RefSeq lists its product as uncharacterized. The transcript is spliced from 2 exons. Lineage: Eukaryota; Metazoa; Arthropoda; Insecta; Diptera; Culicidae. Gene Ontology annotation, molecular function: protein binding. The record is from RefSeq and is a predicted model, not a curated record. The coding region runs from base 259 to 1752 and encodes 497 amino acids.